CCCGUGCGAGCGCAUCCAUCCCUGGAGCAUCGGCCAGAGGCAAUCUCAAUUUUAGGAGCCACCUGCGAUUCCUGGACAUGCUCUUUCUUAAAUCGUUCCGAGAGUGAAGCAAAUAUGGAGGAUCGGGACGACAACGGUACAAACGAGACGCCAACUUACAUCAAUGUGACGAACGAAAUGCCCAUCGCUUAUGCGGUGCCGCUCUAUGGUUACUUUAUGCCCAUUCUGUUAGUGAUAACUAUCGUUGCCAAUACUCUCAUAGUGGUAGUGCUCUCGAAACGGCAUAUGCGGACUCCUACGAAUAUCGUGCUCAUGGCUAUGGCGCUCUGUGAUAUGUUUACUCUUCUAGUACCUGCCCCGUGGCUAAUCUACAUGUAUACGUUCGGGAACCAUUACAAGCCCUUACAUCCUGUACCUGUAUGUUAUACAUGGAAUGUUAUGCACGAGGUUAUACCCAAUCUGUUUCACACUGCAAGUAUUUGGUUGACACUGGUACUCGCAGUCCAAAGGUAUAUUUACGUGUGCCAUGCUCCUUUAGCUAGAAAGUUCUGUACAUUGCCUAACGUAUACAAAUGCGUGGGUUAUACGAUGUUUGCAUCAAUACUUCACCAAGCACCAAGGUUAUUCGACUCACAAUAUAACUCGGUUGAACUUAGCCCGAAGUUGGCCCUAAGACUGAUCCAGCACGACCUCAGCGAAAAAGGGUCUGUUUGA
Messenger RNA from Sitophilus oryzae (rice weevil), 714 nucleotides. Its product is annotated as sex peptide receptor-like. Gene Ontology annotation, molecular function: G protein-coupled receptor activity. Lineage: Eukaryota; Metazoa; Arthropoda; Insecta; Coleoptera; Curculionidae. The transcript has 3 exons. The record is from RefSeq and is a predicted model, not a curated record. Gene Ontology annotation, cellular component: membrane. Gene Ontology annotation, biological process: G protein-coupled receptor signaling pathway. The coding region runs from base 115 to 714 and encodes 199 amino acids.